AUGACCAAAUUCCGGCCAUGUAUUGACCUGCACUCGGGACAGGUUAAGCAGAUUGUUGGCGGCACGCUCAGCCAUGUCCCCGAAGACCUGAAAACAAACUACGUGUCGACCCUCCCCGCCAGUCACUAUGCGGAACUGUAUCAGAAGCAUGAUCUGCGCGGCGGGCAUGUCGUCAAGCUGGGUGGGGGCAAUGAGGAGGCUGCAUUGGAGGCCGUGAAGACAUGGCCCGGUGGAUUGCAGGUGGCUGGUGGAAUUACGGACAAGAAUGCGCAGUAUUGGAUUGAUCAGGGUGCCGAGAAGAUCAUCAUCACUUCUUUCCUGUUCCCUGCAGGCAAAUUCUCCCUCGAGCGUCUCGAGUCCGUCGUCGCUGCUCUGGGCGGCGACACAUCCAAGCUGGUCUUGGACCUAAGCUGUCGCCGAAAGGACAAUACCUGGUUUGUGGCCAUGGACCGCUGGCAAACCAUUACCGAUAUGGAAAUCAGCCAAGAAUCUAUUUCACUCUUGGAACCCUACUGUUCCGAGUUCUUGAUACAUGCUGCCGACGUGGAGGGUCUGCAGCAGGGCAUUGACGGUGAAUUGGUCUCGAAAUUAGCGGAAUGGUGCACAAUUCCCGUCACAUAUGCUGGCGGCGCACGCAGUCUCGAGGAUCUAGAGAAAGUGCACAGAAGCAGCCAGGGCAAGGUGGACUUGACGAUUGGCAGCGCACUGGAUAUCUUCGGGGGAUCCGGGGUGACCUUUGACGAAUGCAUUGAAUGGAAUAGAGAACAUUAG
This is a messenger RNA of Penicillium lagena, 771 nucleotides long. Its product is annotated as 1-(5-phosphoribosyl)-5- ((5-phosphoribosylamino)methylideneamino)imidazole-4-carboxamide isomerase HIS6. Bases 1 to 771 code for a protein of 256 amino acids. The transcript is spliced from 3 exons. NCBI's taxonomy places the organism in Eukaryota, Fungi, Ascomycota, Eurotiomycetes, Eurotiales, Aspergillaceae. Gene Ontology annotation, biological process: L-tryptophan biosynthetic process; L-histidine biosynthetic process. The record is from RefSeq and is a predicted model, not a curated record. Gene Ontology annotation, molecular function: 1-(5-phosphoribosyl)-5-[(5-phosphoribosylamino)methylideneamino]imidazole-4-carboxamide isomerase activity. Gene Ontology annotation, cellular component: cytoplasm.